This is a messenger RNA of Scedosporium apiospermum, 2856 nucleotides long. RefSeq lists its product as uncharacterized. Lineage: Eukaryota; Fungi; Ascomycota; Sordariomycetes; Microascales; Microascaceae. The record is from RefSeq and is a predicted model, not a curated record. Bases 1 to 2856 code for a protein of 951 amino acids. The transcript has 3 exons.
AUGGCCGGAAAGAGCGACACAGAGAUCAUUGUCGCCAUAUCGGCUCUUGCCAUUGCCGUCUUCGCUGCCAUUGUCGCCAUCGCCCAGGCCGUCCAGCAGUACUUCAUCACCGGUCAGCUCAUCCGCCUUUGCGACAGCGUCGUGUUCGGCCCUUUACCAGGCCAAGGCCGUCGCAUCUGGCAGCUAUCGCAGUUUCGCUUCCGCGUCGUAUAUAGCUUGCCCCUGUUCGGCAUCGACCCAGAGAUAUGGCCCGCGUCUGCGGCGCCUGCUUUUUCAGGUGCAAAGAUGGGCAAGAGAGCGCUUCCUAUGGGCAUCGGGGGCCGGCGCGAGAGAGGUCCGCUUGCGGCGCUCCCUCACAGUUCGAAGAAGAACAAGGUGGCGGAUCUAGCCAUUUCGUCCGUGGGCGAGGCGUCGUGGGCUUCGUUUUGCCGAGCCGUGUACCCCUCAUGCCAGAGCUCAUUACUCUUCUGGUUCGUCAAUGGUGACGCCGAUAGGUGCCCGACGGAUCUUCCGACGAUUCCCAUGCCUGUGUCCCUGCGCGACGCCGCCGUCCUAGCCUUAAUGACGGGCAUGGAGUGCACCGCUGCCAACUUCGAGCGCGGGUCCAUCUCCAUGCGUGGCGAGGCCGGCACCAUUACGAGCGCGGUACAUCCCAUCCUUGGCCCCAUCAUCCACUUUGCGCCAGGCCAGAACGAGUCAAACUACUCCAUUGGCUUGCCGGGCCACAUCUCUAAGGACUGGCUCUGGCGUGCCAUGGAUAACUGCGUCGUCGCGGGAAUUCACUAUAAUGCGCGUGGGCGGCGAGGUGUCGAGAUUGAGCGGGGGGAUCUACCUUCCUUGGGGGGUGACAUUGUUGUGGAGACGCGGAAACCGUCAACCCGAUUAGUUAUCUUUCCAAGGGAAAGGGCGGGUGGAAAUUCUAAAGACGAAGACGCCGAGGUAGAGGGGGAAGAAGAAGAGCAGAAGAAGAGCAGAAGAAGAAGUGGCAGCAACAGCACUAGUAGUAGCAGUGGUAUUCUGGAAGUGCCAACCAUCCAACGAAGCAUCCGAGGGGACAGACCUAAUCGCGACGGCGCGUGGCACCUCAUCUCCCGCCCACCCUCGGGCAUCAUCUACCCGGAUACGCACCCCGACCUCCGCUGGGAACAUACGCAGCCCGAUUUCGGGACACUGAAGAUGAGCGUGAACAAGUACCACCGGUCACACCAUGACCCCAAUCGGCCGACGUACACGCGCAUGUCGCUCAAGUACAUUUCGUUCGAGACCCUUAAUAAGUUUGGGUUUGCCUAUGAGCGUGAUAAAGAUGAUCCCGGGUACGUGCUCAUUUUCCAGUGGGUGCCCGAGAGGCUCCAGGACAUACUGUGGGAGGAUACUCGGAAGCGGAGGCUCCGGAGAGGCAGGAGCUUCGACAAGCAUAAUCCGGAGACCACUCCAGCGACCGCGCCGGGUCUUUCUGACCCUUUGGUUCCACCCGGGCCACCACAUUCACAAAAGCCGAAGUUAUCGCCAACAGGGGAAGCUCAUCUCUCACAUGCUCCUGGUGCAAACCAGGCCCAGUCCUGCGGCCCGCCAGGUCUAAACGACAAUUCCGCCGCUCAGAUCGAUGGGCGGAUGGAGAGAGCCGAAGCCGAUGCAGCGCUGCCUCCAAGGCGGGUCUCGACCCCACGACGUGUUCCCGACGCUGCGAAUCGCCGCUCUAGAUUUGCCUCAGGCCGGUUACGGCGGAGGAACGUCAGGAAAAGCACAAGCCUGCCCGAAGUAUCAUUGUCGCGACUUGGGGAGCAGAUGGAUGAUGUGGAGUUCGGGUGGGCUACUGCUUCUGCAAGCAGCAUCGCUGAACCAAACGAUGACCGCGAUUUAGGGGCACGGGUAGAGAAUCAUCACUCCGAGACUGAAGACGAGGAUAAAGCUGCGCACCUAAAUUCUAAUAACCCCCAAAUACGGGGGUUUUUCGCUACACCACCCAGUUCUCGCGGCAGUGACCUCUCAUUGAGGGCGAGGGAGCAGCUGGAGCGAAAGAGGCGUGACGAACAGCGAUUCAAGCGGCAGAUCCGCCAGAGAAAAAUGAGCGAGCAGCUGGGUCGCAUCAGCUGGUUCUGGCUCUCGCAAACUGACAUCAUCCCAGGCUACUGGGCCACUCCUUGGCGGUGCUUCGGGGACCUAACGUCCAACGUCUGCGUCGGCGCUGUACAGAUCCUCAUCGAGGCCCUUAUCCACAGGAUCAGUGCUACAGCGAUCCACUUCGAACCCUUUACCGAUGACGAGCCGAACUGUGCGCUUGCGGGCACGAUUGAUUGGAUGCGUCAGGGAAAGUCUACAUACCCCGCGUACGCCUACGGGGCCGAUGGUGGUGUCGUCUGCUCGGGCGGCUAUGUCUCCCUCUCCACCCUAAAUUUCUCCCGCCACAUCCCCGCCGUGCCGCUCCUCGACUCCCUCUGGCACCAAGUCAACAACGUCGAGCAAAAAGCCAAGCGAGACUGCGAGCGCCGGAUCCUCGAACUCAUGCGUCUCGACGCGUGGCUCUCCAUUGUCGGACGCACGCCCGAAAUCUCCAAAGGUCACGGGAACCUCCUCGAGCUCGCGGCCGCCUACGUCCAGCAGCUCAUGGACGAGUUCGAGCAGGACUUCCUUGACGUGCAUCUCGGGGGCGAUGACGAAGGGGCGGAGAUGAACCACGCGGUGUGGGAGAAUAUUGUGGAUUUCUUGGAGGACUAUCGUCUCACGGAUGCCGAGAUGUUUUAUGUCAUUGUUGCGACGCUGCGGACAGUUAAGGUUGGGCUUUGUAUCUUGACGGGGUCGGAUACGUCCAUUUUGGGGGAGAUUUUGGAGAAAGAUGUUCAAGUGCAUUUAGUCUAG